Molecule: messenger RNA, 3069 nt
Organism: Chilo suppressalis (striped riceborer)
Lineage: Eukaryota; Metazoa; Arthropoda; Insecta; Lepidoptera; Crambidae
Source: the annotation of a GenBank genome assembly
AGGUUUAAGUUUAGAGAAUCAUGCCAGAAUCAACAUCAUCAGCAGCAUAAAAUUGUAGAUUUCAUGGUUAAGGCUAGUGCUAUGACGGCAUUUAACAUGGAUAUUCGAUCCAACGAUACUUUGAACCAUAUUGAUUGUGUCGACGUCAAUAAUGAAAGCAAAGAAAAUGGUUCUGUAUGUGAUCUAACCAGCGAUUCUGGUGUAUCAACAUACAAUUCCUGUUCUAAUGAAUAUGCUGCGUCCACAGACUGCGAAACUUCUCCAACAAAAUCUACUGAAAACGCUGAAAAUUGUAGCAACAGCGACUGUGUUAAAAAUGAAACAAACUCUUUUUCGAGUCCCAUAUCGUUAUCUUCCGAUGUUGAUGAGCUUACAGAUAAUAUUUCUGCCGAAAAACGGUUGUCGCUAACUGAAAAUACCUGUUCUCAAUCAGAAAAUUCGCCUACCAAAGACAAAAGUGAAAUAUGCCAUAGCAUCGCAAAUCAGAGUGAAAGUGUUAUAUUGGAGCCUGGUUUACUUAACGACAGACUCACGACAGCACCUUGUUACAGUAACAACAUCACAGACUAUGUAAACAACAUUUCCCUUGCAUCAUCAACAACUAGUCUAAAUGAGCAAGCCAUGCAUUCCAUUAACAAUAGUGUCAUAUCGAAAUCACCUUACAGCAAAAGUGCUGAAAACAUAUCAACUAUCGAACAAAAUGUUAUUGAGAAAAAAUUGUCUUCCAACGAAAUAAAUGCUGAUGAAAUUUUAACAGAGUUUGCUAACAAAAAGAGCAAAGUUGCUGCCACACAAAAUGUUCCAGAACUGUCUCAGGCUAAUGUUCAAGCAAAUGUCGACGUGAGGUUCUCUCGGUUGCCCAAAGAACUCAUUCCCCAAGACUUGGGGAGUAUCGUUAAAAAUGUUCAUGGUAUUUUCUCCACUGUCAGUGGAAGUCUGAAAAAUGCAUACAAUAACUCACAUCGAAUGUCAAUGCAGAAAACAUUACCUAAGGCUAUACCAAAGCCUAUACCUAAUGGCAAGGUUAUGAACUACAUUUUUGAGGAAGAACCUUGUGAAGAGAGACAGAUGGAAAAAAAUUAUAGCAUGGACAAUUUAAACAGCAGUGACAACUCGGAAACUAUGAACAAGGAAGUCAAAGGUGACUCUGACAACAAGGAAGUAGAAGGAGACUCGAAGACUGACAUGUUAAAAAUGCAAGUGGAGUCACUGGAACAGUUGUUGGCUGAGCAAAGGAAAGAGAAUGCAACAUUGAGGGAAAGAGUAAAGCAACAUUUGGACGAGUUGCAAGAGAAGGAUCACAUGUUUAAAGAUAUAGAAAAUAAACUUGAUUUGAUGAGCAAACGUGUGGAGCAAGCAGAGCGCGAGAAAGACGCAGCAGUAAUGAGGUACGCCAGCGUUGAAUGUAUGGCUAUUGAAGCUAAACGGGCAGCGGAGAAGGCGGCCAAUGCUGAGAAGGCAGCCUUGACCGAAGUGGAACUCCUCAAUAGCAAGCUGAAGUCUGCUCACGGAGAGAAGCAUAGGAUCUGUCAACUGUACGAUGAUAAGUGUCAUGAGUUGGCUAACAGCGAACGCGAGGUCUUUAAGGUUCGCGAGGAAAUAAAAGAGUUGGAAGGCAGACUGAAAUGGACCCAGAGCAAGCUGCGAAUGGAGAUGGACGCUUACAAGGAAAGUGCUGAAAGAGCUGAGAAACUUUCCCAACAAGUCUCAGAGCUGGAGGCAGCUAGAGACUCAGCCGCGGCCCACGCAGGGGAUAGUGCUAAGGUCAAACAAUUAGAGUCUGAUUUGAAGGAGUGUCAAGCUGCCCUCAUACUGUGCCGACACGAAAAGCAAGACCUGGACAAACAGCUGUCGUCUCUUUCCCACCAGCUUGACGCCUGCACGAGGGAGAGGGAUAGCAAUACUGCCGCUCUACUCGCCGCCACUGCCGAGGUGGAGCAGUUGAAGGCAAGUAAUCUACGCUUGGAGGAAGAAGCGGCGGAACUUGCAGCAUUAAGAGCCCAAGCUGCCCUAGCUGACACUUUAAGCGCUCAACUACAACGGGAGACAGACCGCUGUUCCCGCUUGGAGUCCUCCUUAUCUUCUGCUCGCGCACAAGCUGAGACUUGCGCCCGUAGAGAAGCCGCCGCCCUGGAGCACGCCGCCCGCCUCACUGCCGCACACGUGACCCACCAGGCCACGCAACACAACCAACACGAUAAGGUGCAAGCCCUAACAGCGGACAACGUUUCUCUCCGGGAGCGCGUGACAGCCCUAGAAGAGGAACGGUGCAAGCUACAGGCAGCCCUGACCGAGGAGACGGACAGGCGGAACAAAGAAAACAAAGUGCUUGCUAGAAAGGUAGCAGAGUUGACAGAAGAAGUUGCGGACGCAAAUAAGAAAAUAGAGUGGGAAAAAGGGGAGAAUGGAGUGCUCAAGAAGAAACACGCCAGUGCCAUAAAGGAAUUAAAUCGCGAAUUACAACGCGCUUUGAAACGGUGCGAACAGUUGGAAUCUAAACUGCCGCCGCCGGACGCGCCUUCCACGAGAACGGGUUCUGUGACGUCACUCAGCAGUGUUGAGAGUGCCCCGCACGAGGAAAGACUCACCAAUGGGCACGUAGAAUCAGUACCCGAUAUUCAGGUCCGUGAACCAGACAAGCAAGCUCUAAUAGAGCGUAUAGUAUCACUCCAACGCGCGGCGGCGCGACGCGCAGACAGAUGCGAAUUCUUAGAAGAACACUCGCGCCAACUGACGGGCGAGUUGAGGGCAAAGUCAAAGCUUCUACGGCAUUUACUGUGCAGUAUGCCGGCCGGUGCUGUGGCGUCGCAAGAUCGGGACGCUAAUAAGAAAGAGAUAGCGCGCCUCGGUGGCGGCGCUAUGGCGGCAGUUUGGGGUGGAGAUCCUACAGGAAUGACUCUGGAAUUGUCCCUGGAAAUGAAUAAACGGCUGCAGGCAGUGUUGGAAGAUGCACUCCUGAAGAAUAUCACUUUAAAGGAAAAUAUGGACACCCUAGGAGCUGAAAUAUCGAGGUUAAAAGAACAACAGAAAGCAAAUGACACCAGCAAGGCGAACUGACUGAAAUACGAA